Molecule: messenger RNA, 3129 nt
Organism: Carlito syrichta (Philippine tarsier)
Lineage: Eukaryota; Metazoa; Chordata; Mammalia; Primates; Tarsiidae
Gene: IGSF11
Product: immunoglobulin superfamily member 11
Exons: 7
Coding region: 1-1263 (420 amino acids)
Biological process (GO): homophilic cell-cell adhesion
Cellular component (GO): cell-cell junction
Molecular function (GO): ionotropic glutamate receptor binding
Source: RefSeq, a predicted model, not a curated record
AUGUUGUUUAACUUAGAAGGUGUUGCAGCAUCCUUGGAAGUGUCAGAGAGCCCUGGGAGUAUCCAGGUGGCCCGGGGUCAGACAGCAGUCCUGCCCUGCACUUUCACUACCAAUGCUGCCCUCAUCAACCUCAAUGUCAUUUGGAUGGUCAUUCCACUCUCCAAUGCUAACCAACCUGAACAGGUCAUUCUGUAUCAGGGUGGACAGAUGUUUGAUGGGUCUCCUCGGUUCCAUGGUAGGGUAGGAUUUACAGGCAUCAUGCCAGCCACCAACGUCUCUAUCUUCAUUAACAACACUCAGCUAUCAGAUACAGGCACCUACCAGUGUCUGGUCAACAACCUUCCAGACAGAGGGGGCAGGAACAUCGGGGUGACUGGUCUCACAGUGUUAGUUCCCCCUUCUGUCCCACACUGCCAAAUUCAAGGAUCCCAGGAUAUUGGCAGCGAUGUCAUCCUGCUCUGUAGCUCAGAGGAAGGCAUUCCUCGGCCAACUUACCUUUGGGAGAAGUUAGACAAUACCCUCAAACUACCUCCAACAGCCACUCAGGACCAGGUCCAGGGGACAGUCACCAUCCGGAACAUCAGUGCCCUGUCUUCAGGCUUGUACCAGUGUGUGGCUUCUAACGCCAUUGGAACCAGCACCUGUCUUCUGGAUCUCCAGGUUAUUUCACCCCAACCCAGGAACAUUGGAUUACUAGCUGGAGCCAUUGGCACUGGUGCAGUUAUUACCAUUUUUUGCAUUGCACUAAUUUUAGGGGCAUUCUUUUACUGGAGAAGCAAAAACAAAGAGGAGGAAGAAGAAGAAAUUCCUAAUGAAAUAAGAGAGGAUGAUCUUCCACCUAAAUGUUCUUCUGCCAAAGCAUUUCACACUGAGAUAUCCUCCUCAGAGAACAACACAUUGACCUCCUCCAAUACCUACAACAGUCGACACUGGAGCAAUAAUCCAAAAGUUCACAGAAACACGGAAUCAUUCAAUCACUUCAGUGACUUGGGCCAGUCUUUCUCCCUCCACUCAGGCAAUGCCAACAUACCAUCCAUUUAUGCCAAUGGGAACCACCUGGUCCCAGGUCCGCAUAAGACUCUGGUAGUGACAGCCAACAGAGGGUCAUCGCCGCAAGUUGUGUCCAGGAGCAAUGGCUCAGUCAGCAGGAAGCCUCAAUCUCAGCACACACACUCCUACACCAUCAGCCAUGCAACGCUGGAGCGAAUUGGUGCAGUACCUGUCAUGGUGCCAGCCCAGAGUCGGGCCGGGUCCCUGGUAUAGGACACGAAGGGAUGUUGUGUUCAGAAACAAUAAAUGGAAUUCCCCCAUUCAAGGGGGAGGGGUGGGGAGUGCUGGGAAAGAAAGAGUUUCCUUAUAUUAGUAAAAAGUACAACGAAGAAGGCACCAUUGUUACCUGGCCACUAAGAGGUGUGAAAUGGACUGGAAUGUUUCACCAUGAAGACUUGUUUCUCCACCACAGAUUCCUGGGAUUCUGUCCAAAAAGCUGUAUUUCAAAGAUGUGCCAAGCCAAGGAAAAAGAUAUAAGAGCAGAAUUUUACUUAAAACCCAAACUGAAAUCCAGAUGGACUUGUUCUUUAAUUCAUGCCUAACUUAAUACUUUUUAAGAGACUGAAGUGCCAGAUGGAGUUUAAAUAUUGAAAUUACUUAAAAAGAUUUAGGUGUCCUUAAGAAAAUAAUGAGCAACCCUAUGACAUGUUCUGCCUGUCUCUAUUCCCUCAUUAUGUAGAGGGCUUCAUGGCUUAAAUGGUUCAUACUGGUCCCCACAGGACUGGCUCUUCUAUCAUAUAAUCAAAACUUUUUACACAAACAAAAUUCAAUAAGAAAUGGAAUAACAAAGGAGACUUCUUUGAGAAGCCCCUACAUAUUUAUUUAUCUCUUCCGGAACCAUGAAUUUCAUAUUUGGAAUAUUGCUGUAUUGACAGAUUCUUGCCUGUCUGUGUUAUUCUAGGAUCUGUAACAGGUCCAUGGCAAUUACUGUGUAUCUUUUCCUGGAAAAAUAUUUUUUUAAAAGAAAACUACUGGAGUUUUUUUUUUUUUUUCUUUUUAAAAAAAUAUAUGAGAGCCAUUGGGCUAAGAAGGGAAAGACUUGUUUCCUUGUUCAGUGAUUGUGUUUAAUGAGGCCACAGGUGGUCUGUCAUGUCAUUAAAGAUCUAGGUUUAUGGGCAUGAAGCAGGUCUGAGGUAUUGAAGCCUUGCUGGGCAGCCUGUCAGAGCAAGGCUGUCCAGGUGUCCCUUGCUGUCUCAUUAGGUUACUCUUAAUGAGGACAGCACCUGAUGCCUUUUGUAUUGAGGUAGAUAACUUUCUCCUUGUUUGACAAGUUAGAGGUUACUUGUCAGGGCAGGAAUUGUUUUUUUUUUUUUCUUUUCAAAAUAAUUCUUUUUGCAAAAGAGAUAAGACUGAGACAAAAGGGAUAUCUUCUGAUGUGAUGCUCCUGGGAGGGUCUGCCCUGUGUCUGUGACAGCUUAGGGUCUCAAUGUUGCCUAUAUGCAUUUUAUACUACUGUGAAGAGACUCCUUUUGUGGAUAUUACCUGACUUGGCUGGCUUUGCAGUUCACCAGAUUAAUUUACAAACUCCCCACUCGAUUUUGUGCUAUGUAAAUCUAGCCGUACUUGUAGGGGUGACUAUCUCGCCUUAAUCAUACUUUCAGCAACCUCCAAAUUUGUUUCCUAAAUUAUUUAUAAUAUUCAUCCCAUAAUUGAUAAGUGUCUUUUUUUCCUGGAUGUAUUCUCUCACUCCCUCAUCCCACCAUGCUUUUUGCCCCCUUUCCUGCAAGGGUAGUCUUCACAGAGAGUGGCCUCCUGGCAUUUUUUCAUUUAUUUGAAUGAAUGGAACCCAGCUGCUGCAUAUAAUAUUCUUUAAAGAGGGCCACGCUCAGAACCUAACCACUGCAACCAUUUCAAUAUAGAUAAAAAGUUGAAUUUACUUUAGUUUUACUUAUUUUUUUCCAUUUGGUGAUUCUUACUUUGUAAAAAUUUAAAUAAAUGAAUGUCUAUACUUUUUUAUAAAGAAAAGUGAAAAUACCAUGACACAGAAAGAUGAUACUAUCAGAUGCUAUUUAGAAUACAUUUAUCUUGCAUUCUUUAUUCUAAUUAUCUAAAAUUCAAUAAAGGUUUAUUCAUAUAAAA